Molecule: messenger RNA, 1188 nt
Organism: Danaus chrysippus (African queen)
Lineage: Eukaryota; Metazoa; Arthropoda; Insecta; Lepidoptera; Nymphalidae
Source: the annotation of a GenBank genome assembly
AUGUGGUCAAUAAUAAUUUUAAUAAUAUUCUGUGUUAUUGCCUAUUUUAUCACUGACGAAUUAAUACCAAAGUUAAAGCAUUUAUUUAUUAAUGCUGGUUUAUACGGCAUAGAUUUAUGCAAAGUGUCACAGGAGAAAAUUCCAGAAGCCCUUGGUGUUGUGUCGGGAUGUAUAUUUUUGGUUACAAUAUUCUUAUUUAUACCAAUAGCUUUCGGAAAUGACUUGAUGGAUAGAGGAAGCUUUCCACAUAAUGAGUUUGCAGAACUACUAGCAGCUUUACUAUCUAUAUGUUGUAUGUUGCUACUGGGCUUUGCUGAUGAUGUAUUGAACCUCAAGUGGAGAUACAAACUUCUCCUGCCGACAGUCGCUUCACUACCAUUGUUGGUUGUCUAUUAUGUUAAUUUCAACUCAACAACUUUUGUUGUGCCACUCCCAUUGAGGCAAUUCUUUGGAGUUUCUGUGAAUAUUGGUUUUCUGUAUUAUAUAUAUAUGGGAAUGUUGGCAGUUUUCUGCACAAAUGCAAUUAAUAUUUUAGCUGGAAUAAAUGGCCUUGAAGUGGGCCAGUCACUAGUUAUAGCUUUGUCCAUAAUAGUUUUUAAUUUAUUUGAGCUAAAAGGAGAUCAAUUCAAAGCUCACUACUUUUCAUUGCACAUUAUGAUACCUUACCUUUCUACUACAUUGGCUUUAUUCAAGCAUAAUUGGUUCCCAUCAAGAGUUUUUGUUGGAGAUACCUUCUGUUAUGUGUCAGGGAUGACAUUUGCUGUAGUAGGCAUACUUAGCCACUUUAGUAAGACUGUCCUUUUGUUCUUCCUACCCCAAAUAAUUAACUUUUUGUACUCAGUACCACAACUAUUCCAUAUUAUCCCCUGUCCAAGACACAGAUUACCUAAGUAUAGUGCAGAAACAAAUUUACUUCAAGCAAGCAGGACAGUUAUUGCAAAAAAAGAUCAGAAAUAUCUCAGCAAGAAAAUUGUUGAGGUACUAUCGUUCUUUAGAUUACUUGAUAAAUUUGAAGAUGAUACAUCUAUAGUAAUGAAUAAUAUGACUUUGAUUAAUCUGUUUUUAAUUAAGUUUGGGCCAAUGUCUGAGGUCAGGUUGACUGUAAUGUUAUUAAUAUUUCAAGUGUUAUGUACAUGUGUAGCAUUCAUUAUAAGGUAUCCUUUGGCUUCAUAUUUUUAUGAUGUUUAA